Molecule: messenger RNA, 6562 nt
Organism: Seriola aureovittata
Lineage: Eukaryota; Metazoa; Chordata; Actinopteri; Carangiformes; Carangidae
Gene: pth1r
Product: parathyroid hormone 1 receptor
Exons: 13
Coding region: 953-2563 (536 amino acids)
Biological process (GO): cell surface receptor signaling pathway; intracellular calcium ion homeostasis; adenylate cyclase-activating G protein-coupled receptor signaling pathway
Cellular component (GO): plasma membrane
Molecular function (GO): peptide hormone binding; G protein-coupled peptide receptor activity; parathyroid hormone receptor activity
Source: RefSeq, a predicted model, not a curated record
CAAGAGCCCGUUUUGGGAGUUUCAUACAUUCAGUUGCUGUGUAACUGCCACGCUAGUUUGUGUUGUAGUUCAACAGGAUUUCAGGAAAUAACAUAAAUGACAGAUUUCCAUGUUGUGUUGCCAUUAAUGAGCAAAGAGAGACGCGUAACCAAAGGAAAGUGAAGUGCAGCAGCGCGUUGACUGAGUCCACACAGACCAAGUAGACAAAUCUAUCCAAAGUUGUUUUUAUUUUUAUUUUUUAAAUUUCACGCUCUGCUCUGUCGCAAGAUUGUUAUUUACAGCUAGACGCAAAAAAAAAAAAGUGUGAGUGAGAUCCUGCUGGUUCACUGACGCCUGCACGAUAUACUAGAUGACUGCGUUGAUGGUGACAUGAGUCAGAGGGAAUCUAAUUGUGAAAUUCAACAGCGACUGGUGAUGGAGUGACACAUUUCGGGCUUUUUUUUUUUUUUUUUUUUUUUUUUCAGCCCAACACUGAUCUAACAUUUGGAAGAGAGGACUGGAAUAAGCCAUAAGGCGCACAGCUCCAUACUGAAGUGUUUAAGUUUUAGUCUGAGGGGAAAUUUAAAAGACCUAAAAAUACAGCGUUGGUUUCUUCCCUACAAAGAAUCAUUUGAACUUCCCACCGCAGAGCGAGAGCGACAUAAAUAGUUCUGACAUGUGGAUGUAAUUUCAGAAGAGGAAAAAAGACAGAUGCAGAGAAAUACAGAGAGCGGGCUGAGCCUGAGCGUAUAGUAGAUUAUAGGAAAUUAAAUCGAGGGCAGAGUGGAGGCGAUUACAGAGUUAUGAUUUCACAAGCCGCCAUAAGCAUCGAGAGGCCAGAUGGAGUAAAAAAAAACACAACUCUCUCUACUUUGAAGAGAGUUAAGUAGAUUAAAUAAUUUCAUCUGAGCAUCAUCAGCGUCUGUUCGAGCCCUGCAAGGACUCUUGGAGGUAGAGUUGCCUCAGGUCAGGGAUGGGAUCCGCUCUGCUGCUCCACAAUCUGGACUUUCUGCUCAUCUCACUACUCAGCAGUUUAUGCCUGGUUUACGCAGAUGAUGUGCUCACAAAAGAGGAACAGAUAGGCCUGUUGUUCAAAGCCAAACGGACGUGUGAGGGCAACAUCAAGUCAAAGCACAAGAUCCCCGAUGGUUUCUGCUCACCAGAAUGGGACGGGAUUGUUUGUUGGCCUGAAGGGCCUCCGGGAAAGCUCAUAUCUACCGCCUGUCCAGAGUACAUCUAUGACUUCAACCAUAAAGGCCUGGCGUACCGCCGGUGUGACAACAAUGGAACGUGGGAGCUGGCCACAAUCAACAAGACGUGGGCCAAUUAUAACGAAUGUGCAAAAUUCCUCUACCAUUACAACCACAGCCAUGAAAAGGAGGUCUUUCACCGCCUGUAUCUCAUCUACACAGUGGGGUACUCCAUUUCUCUGGGAUCGCUCAUGGUGGCCGUAGUCAUCUUGGGAUAUUUCCGACGAUUACACUGCACCAGGAACUACAUCCACAUGCACCUAUUUGUGUCCUACAUGCUUAGAGCCAUCAGUAUUUUUGUGAAAGAUGUCGUGCUCUACUCUGGAUCGGCCCUAGAGAACAUGGAAAGAGUCACAGUGGAAGACCUCAAGUCCAUCACUGAGGCUCCACCAGCCAACAAAACACAGUUUAUUGGCUGCAAGGUGGUCGUGACCUUGUUCAUGUACUUUCUGGCGACCAAUUACUACUGGAUCCUCGUAGAGGGUCUGUACCUUCAUAGCCUCAUCUUCAUGACCUUCUUCUCAGACAGAAAGUAUCUAUGGGGAUUUACUCUGAUUGGUUGGGGAGUACCGGCUAUGUUUGUGACAGUUUGGGCAACUGUGAGAGCCAUGUUUGCAGACACAGAGUGUUGGGACUUAAGUGCAGGCAAUUUGAAAUGGAUAUAUCAAGUGCCUAUCCUGGCGGCUGUAGUGGUUAAUUUUAUGUUAUUUCUGAACAUCAUCAGAGUCUUGGCAACUAAAUUACGAGAAACAAACGCUGGAAGGUGUGACACAAGGCAACAGUACAGAAAACUGCUGAAGUCCACGCUGGUGCUGAUGCCACUGUUUGGUGUCCACUACAUCAUAUUCAACGCCAUGCCGUACACAGAGGUGUCUGGAGUUCCCUGGCUGAUCCAGAUGCACUAUGAGAUGCUGUUUAACUCCUUCCAGGGAUUCUUAGUUGCAAUUAUAUACUGCUUUUGCAACGGAGAGGUUCAAGCUGAGAUCAAAAAGUCCUGGAGCAGGAGAACUCUGGCACUGGACUUCAAAAGAAAAGCUCGGAGUGGCAGUAACACUUACAGCUAUGGACCUAUGGUAUCACACACCAGUGUUACCAACGUCACCGCCAGAGGACCGCUGGCCCUCCACCUCACCACGAGGCUGGGACCGGUGCCUGUGAACGGGCACAGGAACCUCCCCGGGUACGUGAAGAACGGCUCCGUCUCAGAGAACUCGAUACCUUCGUCGGGACAGGAGCUCCACAUCCCCGAGGAGGAGCAUUCUGCUCACACGCGGCCCUGCGAGGACGAGAAACCCUCGCCCGUGGUCGAGGAGGAGAGGGAGACGGUCAUGUGACCGCUGUGUAUAGGGAUGAAAACUGGAAAACAAACAAACAAAAAAAAAAACAAAUCAUAACACAGUCUCAGGAUGGUCUGCCAGUUUUUUUUCUCCUGUGAAUCGAGCCAGAACUUUGGCAACUGAUGAGGCUCAAGGUAACAAAAAAAAAAAGAAAAAAAAGAAAAAAGGGUGUAUCACUUUUGUGAGCUGGGCCACCUUUAUUUGAGGGAUGAUGACCCUCAUUGUUGUGGCAAACACUCUCAACUCUUUCAACAACCACCUGCCACAGUGAAUGUGUAAAAGGCUGAAAACAGACUGCCGUUUCUUAUUUCUUUCCCACUGCCAUCGAGUUUUCUGUUUGCUUUUUUGGCAGAUGUCUUGUUGCUCAGCUCUUGUGCAUAAAUCAAACUGAGGUUAGUUAGUUGCAGUAGUUGCCAGGAACAGCCUUAAUCACCUAUGUAAAGCCAGGUGGAUUUUGAGUGCACUUAGUGGCACAUGUGUGGGCAAUUUCAUCAGCAAGGUUUCACAUUAAGUCAGUGUGAGUAGACGACGUGUGGGCUCGGCUUCCAAAAAAAUUAUUAAUGCUACUAUUUUGAGGGAUCUGUUCAUGUUUUCUGGCACGGUUUCUCAUUUGUUCUGCAUUGACUUAAAUCCACUUCAGUGUAAAAGGGAAGGUACUCAGGUAAUUGAAGUCCUCUGUUGUUGCACACCUAUUUUUAUACGUUUAAAGUGGUGUUUUAGCAUGGUCAGCAUUUCUCUCCAGAGGAUGUUGGUAGGUUAUAUAAGGCUGUGUUAAAAUAUUCUUGUUUUCAAAAAAACGUUGUACAGUCUCUGCUGUUUAGAAAGACCCGGUAUUCAUCUCUCUGAUUGCAACAGAUUUCGAAGAGUUCAAAUGAAUGUUUCAUAUUCAAAUUCUCUAACAAAACACACACACAAGAUACACACACACACACACACACACACACACACACACACACACAUACACACACACACACAAAACGAUGCCAAAGUAAGAAUAUCUCUUUGAGGACUGUCUCUUUCUUUGGGUUGAGUGUCAUCUGAGGUAAAGAGGUCCUUAAUAGAAAUCUGACAGAAAUAGUAUCAAGUGUUCUCGCUAAGUUUUCAAAGGAAGAGACCCCCCAUUUAAAAAAACACAGGGCGCAGGAAACGGUCAUAUAUUUCAGUGGAAUGUUAAUUAAAUGAGGAAUCCAAGAAAAUCUCAAAUUCCCCUGGAAAUUCCAAGAGCGACAUUUGUGGUGGAUAUGAAGGAAAACCCAGAGAUGAAAAACACACAGAAAUUUUCACAGAUGGUCCAGUGUUAUGCUGCUUUUUGAUGUAUAUAUACAAGUCACAAUGUUUACAAAGAUCAGAAAUACAUUCUAAUUGUGAGCUAAUAGUGUUCAUGUGUAUGGAUAUGUUAUAAAGCUAUGUUUCAGUGUAUAUAAUUUUUUUUUUUCAUGUGUUUGUUUACGGAAUGUUUGCAAUAUUUGAUUAUGUACAUUGUCCAAAUCAAAACUGGUGAAUACAUUUACAGGUGACAGAGGGCAUUCAGACUAGCAUUUAACGAAGCAUUAGACAAGGUAUUUCAAACUCUGUAACUUGUAACUUACUGCACUUAACCUGCACGGUUUGCAGGUUAGGUCACAUAAUCUAUUAUACCAAAGAGAAAAGGCAUGAUAUGCUGCCAGGGAAAAAGGUUGUUUUGCAGUAUUUUCAUCCACCAUCUUGUUUACAGUGACCAAAAAGUCUUAAAGUCACCCGCUCUCCAAAAAAAAAAAGAAAAAAGAAAAAAAAAAAAGUAUUUGCUACUGGUAGUUAGUGUAGGAAAAUGUCAAGAUAAAAGUGUUGAAAUACAGCUCCCACAUAGAUUGAAGUUUUUAAAAUAAAUAUUCAGUUCCAUGUAAACAGCAGUGAAGCAAAUGAGAAAACCAUCCACAACACUCAGUAGCUCAGUAACAAUGGACUGAGACCAUUAAUAUUAAAGGCAGUUUUGUUGCUCUUAAAUCCUCCACUUGGAUUUUUGACUUAACUUGGUCUCGGGAGCAGAAUUAGUCACUAUUUGGUUUGGACGAACGUGUGUGAUGGAUUUGUGAUUUAGCUCAGAUUCAGCUAAAUGGAGUUUUACCUCACACAUAAAUUCCAACUGAUAUGUGACCAAAGCUAAUAUUUGCUCUUGAGCACAGUGUUAUCCCAUGUUUUUUAUUUUGUUUUUUUUUAUGUUUGGUUUUUUUUCACAUCUGGUGACCACCGUUCGAUGGCAACAACUCUUGUCCCUCUUGCUGUCGUCUGCCUUUAGUGACUUCACGCAGACUGAGUUAUGCUUCCCACCUUCCUGAUUCCCAGGUUUGCUCCACCAGUUGCUCAGUCCAUUAUCAUGUGUGCUGUGACUCAGUUUUGAAAGGUUAGAGCCCGGUCUGCUCUGUUACAAGUCCACCCAGCAGAUUUAUACUGCACGUAAAAGAGUAGAAAACACUAAAUUCAGACAACUUUAUAAAUUGUCUUUGCUGUUUUCCCAUCAAGCAGAUGUUUUAAGGGUCAGUCUGUCAAUGUUCUUCUUAUUGACAGCAAAUCCCAUGAAAAGACCAAAAAUCAACAUUUGCCUGACUUAUAAGUAUUGUCGGACACACUAAUGAGCCACACCUUUUUAUUGGGUGACAUGUUUCUUUAUUACAAAAUACAUGGGUAGUGUAGUUUUUUAUUUUUUUAUUUUUCUGAGCCAAUCCCACAAAUACCAUCCUGUGUGCGUAAAUACUCACUAGCUAACCAAAUGUGUGUUAAUCCGCAGCUAAAAAAAGUCCCCAACAAAUACACUAUUUACUCCUGUCUGAGUAAAGUUUGCCUAAAGCUACAGGGCCCAGGUGUUUUGGGAAAUUACACAGCCUUUCUUUUUUUAAAAAUUAAACAAAAUAUUUGAGACACACAAUUUUAAACAUUUAUACUUUUAGUAGAAACAAAUAGGCUUUUGGAUGAGAGACAACAGCAUGGUAGGAAAGUACUGAGAGAUGGACUAACGCAUUGAUAUUUUUGGUCUUUUUAUGGCUUUUUUUUGGCAAUAAGGAAAAUAUAAAAUCAUUUUAGAUAUAUCCACAAAACUCAUUUGAGCCAGACAACUUCCUGUUUUUGACAGCUGGUCAGACGCCUGUGAUUUUGAGUCAUUAGCUGUAGAAUUCUGAGAAGCGUGUUUGGGCCUUUAAGGAACUCAAAUUGGAUCCAACUGGGACAUUUCCAUGGGGACCGGUCAUGAUUGCGACUCGAGUGGAUUCGCUACAACAGUAAUUAGAGGUGGCUUCAGGCCACAAUGAUGGAAAAAAGGAAAAGACUAAGGUUGAGGGGAAGCUCUUGUCACUUGAUAAUAAAGUGAUAUCCUGUUGGUAUAGUCGUAACAUGUACAACGUUUAAGACUGCAGCUGACUGAGGUGGUUGUUCUUCUAAUCCAAUCAGACUUUCCACUAACUGCCGCUGGGCAAGUAAAGAUGUUGCCGUUGUGUAAUGCAGUUUCUCAUUAAAAGGGCAGGGGUGGUAUCAGAGCAUUCAAAUCUUUUAUUAAAAUAACACUUGGAAAAUUAUAUAUGAGCACUUUAAUACCCUAUAAUACAGUAUUUUGUUCUGAUUGUAUCAUGUAAAAUGAUUGUGUUUUGGAAUCAAGUGUACAAUAAGGCCAAUAACCAUAGAGCUAAUGUUGUAAUUCAUUGUUUUCGAAUACCUCUCAUGGAAGUAUAAAAUGUGUUUCAUUGUCUUUUAUUUAUCUCGUGCCGAAAUGUACUCAGUGGAGUCGACAUUGGUCUUCAUGCUUUACAUACAGUAUGUGGGCAGUGUUUUUCUUUUGUUUGUUUUGUUUGUUUGUUUGUUUGUUUUGUUUUUUUUUUAAGACACAUCUCACCUUCUCAUCACUCCAUGGUGAUGUAGGCAUGUUGUAGAUAUCAGUGUAAACUUGGACUCAAGUAGGAAGAUGUUAUCUGGUUUCUAAUGUUCAUCAGUGAAUUGUGAAUAAGUCAAUAAAUCUAUAAUUUUACUGUA